UAAAUAGAUUGUAGAGAAUAGAGAACAGGCUAAAAUACAAAAAAUCCCCCAAAAGCUCCUUCUAACUGCCAUUCGAAAAUUAAUCCGAACAUUUCCCGACACUCCCGAGGGGAAAAGAAUUGUUAAGUCUCCCAUAAACCGCUAACAUUGACUGUGAGCCCAUACACAUAGGCGUAUGUACGCCAUAAAUUGGGGAGCAAUCGUGGAAACCAUUAAAACAAACAAGACCGCAGCUGCGGGCUCGUCCACUCGAGCGCAGCGCCGGCCCCCGGGCCCGCCCCCCGACCUCGCACAAAAAUCAACAUAAAUAACAAUACACACCCCUAUCUCAAACACUAUGACACCCUUCUUUAGAAAAAAAAACUUAAGUCACAGGUAACACUCAAGCAAAAUACACUCUACAUCCCUGAACGCAAAGAACAUAAUGCCAUAAAAAUUAAAGUGACCAUAGACGAAAAAAAUAAGCACGUUAAGUGAGCAACAAUUGAAAAAUAUUUCGUCUCUUUCGUCCAUUGAAUGGCAUCGGUUAUCCCUCUGCUUUUGAGCGCUUUUAUUAAAUUUAUUGUUAAAGGAAUGUAUAUAAAGUUGUUGAAAUGAAGUAGGGUCUCAGUCUGUGACUUUAGACGCGAGUGAAGACACCCUCUUUUUUAUUUGGUGAUUUUCUUAUUUUUGCAACAAUGUUCGUUCAACAGAGUUACUCCAGGCUGUUUAGGCCUUGGGAUAUCAGUGAUAAUAAAAUCGAAGCGAAGGAAACAAGCUGUGAUGAAACUACUAAUAUAGACAUAACUCCGAAAACUAGCAAGAGAAAACUACAAGAAGACAAAAGAGAGAGCCGCUUGCGAAAAAUUCGUGGAACUUUCAAGAAAAGCGAAUCGAAUCUUCAUCAAGAUGCCACAGUAUCUACGACAACCGUUGAAAUCGAUGACGAUAAAAAGCCCGCCUUGUCUUCCAUUAGCAAUCCCGGAACGACGGUAGAGUCUCCAGUAGCCAGCCUAAGUCUGUGCUGCGACCGGCUCCUACAAGAGGACAAAACUUCUAUCAAGACUGAAAAGAACCCAGUUGAACCCAAGUCACUAACACCGAAACCGCACCACCCUUCAAGCUUGCCGCAAAACCUGCCACCGCCGCUGUACGACGCCUUCAUACCAGGUUAUCCGGCGGCAGACAUCGCGCAAGCGUUCGGAGUAGCCCCCACCGACCCCCUACUUCUCGAAUCCCUAGCACAAGGAUACGCAAUGGAAUUAGAAUACGCUAGAAUUCUCCAACAAGAGAACGAAGCGAAGCUCCUCAACGCACGAAAGCAGCGACCCAAAAAAUACAAGUGUCCGCAUUGUCAAGUAGGUUUCUCUAACAACGGUCAACUAAAGGGGCAUAUACGGAUUCAUACCGGAGAAAGGCCGUACAAAUGCGACGAGAAGAACUGUGGGAAGACAUUUACGAGGAACGAGGAGUUGACGAGGCAUAAGAGGAUACACUCCGGGGUUCGCCCGUUCCCUUGUCCGACGUGUGGGAAGAAGUUCGGGCGCCGGGACCAUCUGAAGAAGCACACGAGAACUCAUUACCUUCAGGCCGAGAGAAUGAUGCCGGUGUUUGUGCCGCUUUCCGCCGUUCCUCAUGUUGGUGGAUAUCCUUAUUUAUACGGCUACUGA
Messenger RNA from Cydia fagiglandana, 1649 nucleotides. RefSeq names its product zinc finger protein 724 (gene hkb). The transcript has a single exon. The coding region runs from base 678 to 1649 and encodes 323 amino acids. Gene Ontology annotation, biological process: regulation of transcription by RNA polymerase II. The record is from RefSeq and is a predicted model, not a curated record. Gene Ontology annotation, molecular function: DNA-binding transcription factor activity, RNA polymerase II-specific; RNA polymerase II cis-regulatory region sequence-specific DNA binding. NCBI's taxonomy places the organism in Eukaryota, Metazoa, Arthropoda, Insecta, Lepidoptera, Tortricidae.